Xylona heveae TC161 is the source of this 855-nucleotide messenger RNA. RefSeq names its product Yos1-like protein. The transcript is spliced from 4 exons. Lineage: Eukaryota; Fungi; Ascomycota; Xylonomycetes; Xylonales; Xylonaceae. The annotation marks the transcript as partial. The record is from RefSeq and is a predicted model, not a curated record. Gene Ontology annotation, cellular component: Golgi membrane; endoplasmic reticulum membrane; COPII-coated ER to Golgi transport vesicle. Gene Ontology annotation, biological process: endoplasmic reticulum to Golgi vesicle-mediated transport.
CAUUUGACGCCCUGACGCUUCAACAUUUAGAACCCUCUCGACUCUAUUUCCCAAAUAAUCCAAGAAGCGCCAACAUCACCUGCGCACACGUAACUUCUCUCCAAUCACCGGUCGUCUACAAUACGCCUUUCUUCGCAAGCAAGCGGACCUUGAACGCCGUCUCCGUCUCCGUCUCUAUCCCUCCUAGACUUCGUUCCGCAUACCAUAUCAGAUACCUACAACUCUCCACAUCUGCGCCAAGAUGAUGCUCUUUGCAUUUGGAUCGUUAUUCUACGCCUCCAUACUAAUAAUCAACGCCAUUGCGAUCCUUUCCGAAGACCGAUUUCUUGCCAGAAUCGGGUGGGGCACGACGACCGAUCCCGGCUUCGGCGGAUCCGCAGACUCGACGAGCGUCAAAGCCAAGAUUAUCAACCUGAUUGCAUCUGUGCGGACACUGAUGAGGAUACCGCUCAUUGCAAUAAACUCGCUCGUCAUAAUCUACGAACUCGUCCUAGGCUGACCUUACUCCUUACUCCUUACUCCUUGUUAUCGAACGAUGGAUACGAAAGAAAAAAGAGAAUUCAAGGAUAAAGAUAACAUACCUUACCUUACUUUAUAUAUUACUACCUACCUAUGUUUAGAUACAUUGUAUACCUGUACUACGCCCCGGCCUCUUCGCAUUUCCAGCAUGAACUGGGCUUUCUUUUCUUAAGGCAUCUCGUCUCAGCAAAGUCACAACAUGGGCGUUUGAUUGGAGUUAACUACCUUUCUGUUACUAUUUUGAUAUUUUUUCUCCUCUUGUGGCAUAAUUUCCGUAUCAAAUAUUUGAUGAUGCCAAAAAGAAAUGUAAUUCGCCAUUCGCUUCAAACUUCAGAU